AUGCGUCGGUUUGGCACUGAAAUAAGUGGCAAUCGAAGGCCAGGGGGUGAGCUUUCAUCUGAGGCCCGCGCAGCUAUUAUAUACGCUCAUGAAUGUGGUGUAUCGCCUACUAAAAUGGCUACUGAGUUCAACGUCGCACGCUCAACAAUAUACUCUACAAUCAAACGAUUCCGAGAGCAUCAAACGCUUAAAUCACUGCCUCGUUCAGGUGCCCCUAGAGUCUAUAGGUACUCUACUAUUAAAUACACUUGUUUACUUGCACGUCGUGAGCCUUGGCUAAGCCUUAGUGAGCUGAGCGCCCGUAUACCCAGCCAUCCAUCUCGAUCAGCAAUCAAGCGAUUUCUACGUUCAAAAUUCCUCCAGCGCUAUCGAGCAAGACGUUGUAUCCCAAUUUCGAGGGAGAACGCCCGCAAACGAGUCCGAUUUUGCCGAAAUUGGAGGGCUGAACGCUACAAUUCCCAACUACAAAGCUUUAUAUUUUCCGACGAAUGCAGCGUUCAACGUAUCCCUAAUUUAAACGGCCAAUACGUUACCCGGCUUAGAGGAGAAGCUUACCGGCAGGGAAUGGUGCAAGUUAAGGCUCAUGUGAAGGAUAUUUGUCAAAUGGUUUGGGCUGGAAUAUGGCUCGGAGGGCGUACAAAACUUGUUAUUAUGGAGCGUGACUUUUCAGAAGGACAGCGAGGUCGCGGAGGUGGUUAUACAACGAAAUCCUACCUAAAAGCACUUGAAGAAGAGUUUAUUGAACACUAUGAGCCUGGAACUAUAUUUCAGCAAGAUAACGCAAAAAUCCACCGCUCCUAUGUUGCUCAGCGAUGGUUUGAACGUCAUGGUAUACAUGUUAUGGAAUGGCCGCCACGCUCGCCAGAUCUCAACCCUAUUGAACCCGUAUGGCGCUGCUCGCCUCCUGGAAUUGCCGAGAUUGAGGGCAAGUUCCAAUUCAACCUGAGUGCACUGCCACCCGCGCUGGCGUACUCGUGCGAGGCCACCAACACCACCCCGUCCGUCUUCUAUGUCAGCAACACCGACCGUUGGGUCAGCUUCAACUUCAUCCUCGGUGCCUCCGUGCAGACCCCGAUAGUCUCCAUCGACGACCAUGACAUGUGGAUCUACGCCGCAGACGGCCAGUUUGUGCAACCGCAGCGCGUCGACGGGAUGCUCAUAUUUAGCGCGCAGCGUUACUCGGUCCUCGUCAGACUCAAGGACAAGCCCAGCUACGACGCCUAUACCAUGCGCUUCUCCAAUGUGGGAGGCAACCAAAUCCUUUCGCCACGGCCCUGCUUUGGUACGCUCCGAGCGGCAAGAUUGACACCAUCGCGCCAGACUCGCACGCACUCUUCAACCAGGCUGGCAGCGCGACCAAUAGCUCAGUCGUCACCCUUGACAUGA
Messenger RNA from Penicillium waksmanii, 1386 nucleotides. RefSeq names its product transposase. Lineage: Eukaryota; Fungi; Ascomycota; Eurotiomycetes; Eurotiales; Aspergillaceae. The coding region runs from base 1 to 1386 and encodes 461 amino acids. Gene Ontology annotation, biological process: DNA transposition; DNA integration. Gene Ontology annotation, molecular function: DNA binding. The record is from RefSeq and is a predicted model, not a curated record. The transcript has 2 exons.